AUGUUUCGUUUUAUCGUGAUAUUGACGCUGUUUUUAUUGACCAACGCAUUAAGUACUGACCACAAUAAUUCGAGUGUUUUAAUUUCAAAAUAUGCUAAAGUAGUUAGAUGGGGUGCCAAUAGUACAAAUCAAGAAACUGGAAGAAGCAAUGGAGCCCAAUCCAUUUGGACACCAAGAUCAAGCUCUGCAUCCAAUUCCAAAAAUCAAGUAGUCUACCAGUACCCGGUAUAUAGAAAAGUCGAUGAAGAAGAAUCAGAAAAAAUCCCAGGAAUCGGCGAAGUAAUACAAGAUCGAUUCCAAGUCAGACCAUACUUUGGAUACGGCAAAAUACCUCCAAAUCCUACGCCUAGUGCAGCACCGAUAAGACAAGCCCCUCCUCCUGCUCCUACUGUACCUAAUGUUCCUUUACCAUCGAGGCAAGCACCUCCACCUUCUCCUGCUAUAGUUAACUUUCCAGCUCCAAAUGCUUCGCCUCCAUCUUUACCAUCUCUAAUUCGUCCUGCUGCUUUUAAUACAGGAGGAACGCCGUCUGCACCUCAAGUUCCUUCUAAUCUUUACGAUUCUCCCUUUACUUCUUAUAAUCCUCCUCCUUCUGAUCAGAAUGGGGAUAGUAAUCAGGAUGCUUAUCCGCCAAAUUCCCCAAUUUCUGAUUCCACAAAUGGUGAUUCUUCCUCUCCAGGUGUAGAUUCGUAUGCUGAUAUACCUGUAUCAAAUGAUGGACCGUAUCAGUAUCAAUCAAAGCCUGCAGCAUCAUCUCCAAAACCUAUGAUGCAAAGCCAAAAAGAUAAUAAACCUCAAUAUGGAAGCUAUUAUGAUGACAUAGAAAUGGGGCAGAAUUCUGAUAACAUGCAUUCUGAUAGAAAGCCUAGUAUGGAUUCAAAUUCUCAUGGAGAUAAUGGACGUCCAAAUCAUCCUCCCAAAAGUAUAGACGAUGUUUAUUAUCCACCAGAUUUUCCCAAAGAACAAAUUCCACAUGACCAAAAUACUGAUGAUAUGGCAGCUCCCGAUAUCACAAAUGGUGAUAUGACAAUGGAUCUAGUACCUCCUUCUCACGGUCAUGAUUUUCCUAAAUAUUUAUAUGAUAGUCCUCAUUACGAUCAUCAUGUUUACGAAGAAGUUCAUCAUACAACUACUGCUGCACCAGAGAAGAAAAGAGUCAGCACAACAAACUACAGUUACUACUAUUUAGGUCGUAAACUUUGGUACAUCCCCUUGUAUUUCAGUAUUUAUUUCAUGUUGUAUGUUACAGCUCUUAUUAUUAAAUCCAUAGCUAGACAUAAGGUUACUUACAGGAACGACUGGAUCACAGCAAAUUCAAGAAGCGCUAGAGAUUUGACUUUUGAUCAUAUGGAAACUAUUGACAAUAUACAUAGAAAUAUUUCAGUUGCUUUAGAUAGAGCUGGAAAAUUAUAUUCGGAUUUGUCGAUACAAAGAAGAAGAAGAGAAGAAGAAGAAGAAGAAGAAGAAAAAGAAGAAGAAGAAAAAGAAAAAGAAGAAGAAGAGGAAGAAGAAUAA
Molecule: messenger RNA, 1515 nt
Organism: Psylliodes chrysocephalus
Lineage: Eukaryota; Metazoa; Arthropoda; Insecta; Coleoptera; Chrysomelidae
Source: the annotation of a GenBank genome assembly